Messenger RNA from Saccostrea echinata, 1813 nucleotides. Its product is annotated as RNA polymerase II-associated protein 3-like. The record is from RefSeq and is a predicted model, not a curated record. Gene Ontology annotation, molecular function: protein binding. The coding region runs from base 77 to 1618 and encodes 513 amino acids. The transcript is spliced from 10 exons. Lineage: Eukaryota; Metazoa; Mollusca; Bivalvia; Ostreida; Ostreidae.
AUAAAACAUGUCAGCGCCUAUGUAAAGUAACGGAGUAUAUGGAAAACGUGCUCUGUUGAAAAUCUAAGGCCAAACCAUGGCGAAAAUCAGUGCAUCUGAACAGAAAAUGUUGAUGCUUCAGCAUCAAAUGAAGGAAAACAAUUUGGAUCUCGAAUCCUUCGUCAAAGACAUGAACAAAUGGGAGGACAGCAUAAAAGAAAAAGAGAAGAAAUUGAUAAGUGAAAAAUCUGUGAAUGGAAAGGAUUUGCCUCCUAUAAGAAACAGUUUGAAAAUAAAGAAGAAAAAGAAAGUGAAACCACAGAAGGAUGAUGACAUUCAGGGGAGAAAACCUCGCAAGAGAAUCAGUGGUUAUGACUACCGUUCCUGGGAUAAAUUGGACAUUGAUAAAAUGUGUGAUGACGUUGAUAAAACAGAGAAGUCUGACUCGUCUGAGUACGAGACGGAUGAAGAAUGGGAGGCAGAGAGAAGGAAACAACAAGCUGCCAUGGAGAAAGAUGCAGGAAAUGAUUACUUCAAGCGAGGGGACUAUACAAAUGCCAUUGAGUCUUACACAAAAGGAAUGGGAUUGGAUCCCACUAAUCCUAUACUACCAGCCAACAGAGCUAUGGCUCUCCUGAAGGAACAGAAGUAUGCAGCUGCUGAGGUUGACUGCAUGACGGCCUUGACUUUGGACCCUUUAUAUGUGAAAGCUUACCUCAGACUGGGCGCCGCUCAGUUCUGCAUGAAGAAGUUCGACAAAGCAAAAGACACGUUUGAAAAAGUCCUACAACUCGAACCUCAGAACAAACAGGCAAAGUUUGAGAUCGAAAAAAUUGAAAAGGAGAUGAAGAAAGAACAAAUGGUUACCCAUGACAGUUUAGGUCCUGAUGUAGGCCUCGUUAAACCAAUUACAAAACCAGUGAAUAAAAGGUCAAAGAAACCAUUGAGGAGGUUAGAGAUUGAAGAAGUGGAUAUCGAGGAGACAGAUAUUAGGCAAGCAGCCAGAUCUCGAGUUGAGGAAAGCCACAGUACACAAAGGAAAGAAACAGAAUCCAGGGACAAUCAAAUGUUUGCUAAAUUCACAAGUCCAGGCAUGAUAAAUGCUGGAUCCACCCAACAAACUGUGCAAGAAUCUACACCUGUGAUAAAUAGUGAUAUUUCAACUAAAUCUCAGACUGAACAACAGCUGGAUUUAUCAAGUGUUCAGAAUGAGGCUAAAACAUCCAUUAGCCCCAGAUCAGAGGGAAAGUCAGUGUCACCCAGAGGCUUUUCCGUCCCAGCUUCCUCAUUCCAAUUUCAGGCUGAUUACAAAGUGCUGAAGAAAGACACCACUGCUUUUUAUAAUUAUUUGAAAAAAAUAGACCCUUCCCUAUACCCCAAGCUGUUUGGAGAAUGUUUAGAUGCAGAAAUUUUGAUGAAGAUGUUAUCAGUAUUUCAGAAGUGCUUCAUAUCUGCUGGUGAAGACUAUUUCCCUCACAUGAGUAAACUGACAGAAGUGAAAAGGUUUGGAAUGACGGUUAUGUUUUUCUCAAGGAAAGAAAAGCAAGUGUUGCAGCAUUUGUUUGACAAUCUAAAAGAGAAUGGAACAAUUUCAGAAAAAGAUCUGAAGCAACUUAAAACAAAGUACGAGAUGAGCUGACGAAUUGCAGUACACAAUCCAUCUUUUAAUGUUUUUUUUCCCUGAAAGUAAAGAUUUUAGUUAAUUUCUUUUUUUGCUAUUCAGACACAGUGUGACAAAAUGACAAUUCAAAUUGAAACACUGUAAAAGAUAAACUAUGUUUGAAUAAAUGUUGCAUAUUCAAUUCAAAAAGAAAUACGUAAGAAGAACUUUAAA